Molecule: messenger RNA, 10018 nt
Organism: Coturnix japonica (Japanese quail)
Lineage: Eukaryota; Metazoa; Chordata; Aves; Galliformes; Phasianidae
Source: RefSeq, a predicted model, not a curated record
GGGGAACUCAGGUGCAUGAGUGAUUGGAAGGGGUGGAACCAGGAUUCACCCCUUCCCAGAUCUCAGUUAAGGGCUGAUAGUGGGGGCAAGCAUUUCUCUUUGGAGAUCCCUGUGUACUGGAUACUGUUUAAGGGUUUAUUUCCUGCAGUGCUGAACUUGGCUACUAGUGCUCUCAUCACAACCAAUGCUACCUGUGGGGAAAAGGGUCGGGAAAUGUACUGCAAACUUGUUGAACAUGUUCCUGGACAGCCUGCAAGAAAUCCUCAGUGCCGUAUUUGUGAUCAAAGGAGUAGGGUUCCACAUCAACGACAUCCAAUUACAAAUGCAAUUGAUGGCAAGAACACUUGGUGGCAAAGUCCUAGUAUCCAGAAUGGAAUUGAAUAUCAUUACGUGACUAUUACACUGGACCUCCAACAGAUUUUCCAGAUUGCAUAUGUUAUUGUGAAAGCAGCUAAUUCACCUCGACCUGGGAAUUGGAUAUUAGAGCGUUCUCUGGAUGGUGUAGACUAUCAUCCAUGGCAGUAUUAUGCUAUUACAGAUAGCGAGUGCCUGACACGCUACAACAUUCAUCCCCGUCCUGGAACUCCAUCCUAUAUAAAAGAUGAUGAAGUUAUAUGCACCUCUUAUUAUUCUAAGAUACAUCCACUGGAGAAUGGAGAGAUUCACACUUCUCUAAUUAAUGGACGGCCUAGUGCUGAUGAUCCUUCACGUACAUUACUGGAAUUCACCUCUGCACGCUUUAUUCGCCUGAGAUUUCAGAGGAUACGGACAUUAAAUGCUGAUUUAAUGAUGUUUGCACACAAAGAUCCCACUGAAAUUGAUCCCAUCGUUACAAGGAGGUAUUACUAUUCUAUAAAAGAUAUCUCAGUUGGUGGCAUGUGCAUAUGCUCAGGCCAUGCAAAGGCUUGUCCACUUGAUCCGGUGACCAAUAAAUCUGUCUGUCAGUGUGAGCACAACACUUGUGGAGAGACAUGUGAUCGGUGUUGUCCUGGUUUCAAUCAAAAGCCUUGGCAUGCUGGGACUUUCCUGGUUAAGCAUGAAUGUGAACCAUGCAACUGUCAUGGGAAGACUGAAGAAUGUUACUACGAUCAGAACGUGGCAGACAGAAAUCAGAGUUUGAAUAUUUUUGGAGAAUACGUUGGAGGUGGAGUGUGUGUUAAUUGUACAAGCCACACUGACGGCAUAAACUGUGAGACCUGUGUUGAUGGCUACUUCAGACCUGAAGGGGUAUUGCCAGAUAGCCCAGAUCCAUGCCAGCCUUGUUCCUGUGAUCCAGUCGGAUCUUUACAUGAAACCUGUGUCAAAGAUGAAAAACAUGCAGAAGGAGAUAUGUUGCCUGGUUUCUGUCACUGCAAGACCGGCUAUGGAGGAGAGCACUGCAAUAGAUGUGCCUUGGGUUAUACAGGAUAUCCUGACUGCCUGCCCUGCAACUGCUCAGUGGAAGGCAGCAUGAAUAUUGAUCCUUGUGUAGGUCUCUGUGUCUGCAAGGAACAUGUUGAAGGAGAAAACUGUGAUCGCUGCAAAUCAGGCUUCUUCAAUCUGCAGCAAAAUAAUCCCAAAGGCUGUGAGGAAUGUUUCUGCUCCGGGAAAACAAAUGUCUGCACAAGCUCUCACUUUACAUACAGAAAUAUAGAAGAUAUGAAUGGUUGGUACCUAGUUGGCAUAUCUGGUCUCAUCCGAGUUACUCCUAAGCAAAAGAGCAUUGGUGGGCGUCAGCAGCUUAGCAUCAACAACGUGUCUGCACGUAAAGUACUACCACAGACUUAUUAUUGGAGUGCACCCAGUUCUUAUUUGGGCAACAAAGUAACAGCAGCUGGAGGGCUUCUGAAAUUUACAGUCUCCUAUGAUUUCACAAAGCAAGAAGAAGCAUCUCAAUUGAUGGUCCAGCCUGAUGUCAUCAUAGAGGGAGGAGGUGAUUUGAGAAUCAGCACUCCAAAAGGCCGAAUUCACCUGCAGCCUUCUGAAGUGCAUACUGAAGAAAUUGUUCUGAAACCAGAAUCUUUCUCUUUGCAUGGCACUGAUGUUCCAGUAAGCAGGAGGGAUUUCAUGACCAUAUUUGCAAACAUAAAGAGGAUCCUCAUAAGAGCCACAUACAGCUAUGGGAUGAAUGCCAUCUACAGACUAAAUGAUGUUAGCAUUGAAGCUGCUGACUAUUCUUCAACUGGGAGAAAGCUGGCAUCUCCAGUGGAGUUAUGUGACUGUCCCCCAGGUUAUGAUGGUACUUCAUGUGAGUAUUGCUGGCCACAACACAGACGUGUGAAUGGCACAAUCUUUGGUGGAGUCUGCAUGCCAUGUACAUGCUUUGGUCAUGCAGAAUCAUGUGAUGAUAUCACAGGGGAAUGCCUGGACUGCAAACACAACACAGGUGGUUCUUAUUGUGAUAGAUGUCUUCCUGGUUUCUAUGGUGAUCCUACUAAAGGAACAGCUGAAGACUGUCAGUUGUGUGCUUGCCCACUAAAUAUACCUUCUAACAACUUUAGCCCAACAUGCCAUUUUGACCGAAGCCAUGGAUUAAUAUGUGAUGAAUGCCCAGUUGGGUAUGUGGGACCACGCUGUGAGAGGUGUGCAGAAGGCUAUUUUGGACAACCUCUAAUACCAGGGGGAUCAUGCCAACCAUGCCAAUGUAAUAACAACCUUGACUUAUCCGUUCCUGGCAGCUGUGACAGCUUGUCUGGUGCUUGCCUGAUAUGUAAGUCAGGUACAACGGGCCAGUUUUGUGAAAGGUGUGCUGAUGGAUAUUUUGGUGAUGCUCUUGAUGCAAGGAACUGUCAACCCUGCCGUUGCCACGUCAAUGGAUCCAUCUCAGAGAUCUGUGACUCUCAGACUGGCCAGUGUGAGUGUAAAGCCAACGUGGUUGGGCGCCAGUGUGACAUGUGCAAGCCCAGCUACUUCUGGGCCCCAGAUAAACGGUUUUGUAUACCCUGUGGCUGCAGUGCCUUAGGAUCCAUGUCACUGCAAUGUGAUAUAUCAGGAAGAUGUAUCUGCAAAUCAGGAUUCACAGGCAAACGCUGUGAAAUCAGCAGACAGGUGCCUAAAUUGAAAGAAAGUGCAAGAAGCAGUCAGCAGAUUCGAGUCCCCCCUCGGAGAUGGGGCUUCAGCAGUGCCAGUGGGUGCCCACGGGGCGCUUACCAGCCUGCUACUCUGCCUGAAACAUUUGGCUUACAGUCUUCCAGAGGAUGUGUUCCCUGCAACUGCAACUCUUUUGGUUCCAAAUCCUUUGACUGCGAUGGAAAUGGACAGUGUUACUGCCAGCCAGGAGUGACAGGGAAGAAGUGUGACCGUUGUGCUCAUGGAUUUUACAACUUUGAAGAAGGAGGCUGUACACCCUGUGCCUGUUCACAAUUUGGUAAUAAUUGUGAUCCCGUCAGUGGCCGCUGUAUCUGUCCCCCCAAUACCAUUGGAGAGAUGUGUGACAAGUGUGCACCAAAUCACUGGGGCCAUGACAUUGUCCAUGGUUGCAAGCCCUGUAACUGUAGCUUCCAUGGAGCCCUAAGUUCUCAGUGUGACUUAAAUACAGGCUGCUGCUACUGCCGCCCUGAAUUCUCUGGGGAUAAAUGCACUGAGUGCAGGUCCGGUUACUGGAAUUAUCCACAAUGUGUUGCUUGUCAGUGUGUCCUGUCUGGGACUGAUCCACGGAGCUGUGAUACAGAUUUGGGGACAUGCUCAUGUGUUAAUCAUACUGGCCAGUGCAGCUGCAAGGUCAACGUGGAAGGUGUCCACUGUGACAGGUGCAAGUCUGGCACAUUUGGCCUCUCUGCCAGAAACCCACUUGGCUGCAGCAGUUGCUAUUGCUUUGGCUUGACUACACAGUGUAGUGAGGCAAGGGGUCUGAUCCGCGUGUGGGUGACCUUGAGGCCGGAGCAAAUGGUUCUGCCACUGGUGGAUGAAAACCUUCACCAAAGCACUCUUUCAGGGAUUGCAUUCCAGCCUCCUGAAAUAGUGGCAAAUAUAGAGCAGGUGAUGCAGAUUCUUCGGUCAGAACCUGUUUACUGGAGGCUUCCAGAGCAGUUUGAAGGACGAAAGCUGACUGCUUACGGAGGGAAACUAAAAUAUGCAAUCUACUUUGAAGCACGAGAAGAAACAGGUUUUACUACUUACUACCCCCAAGUGAUCAUCAGAGGUGGCCCUCCCACCCAUACAAGAAUUAUUGUCCGUCAUAUGGCUGCCCCUCUGAUUGGACAGCUGACAAGGCAUGAGAUAGAACUGACAGAGCAUGAAUGGGAAUAUUAUGGUGAUGGCCAAAGAGUGAGAAACGUUGUGCACUGGGAAUAUCAGGAUGACUCAACAGUCAACAAGACUACGUCUCAGGCAGAUUUUACAUGGAAAUAUUAUGCAGAUGAUUCAAGGCCAAGUAGAGUUGUAUCCCGGGAAGACUUCCUGAAUGUGCUGUAUGAUGUUCAUUACAUUCUUAUUAAGGCUACUCAUGGCAACAUCAUGAGGCAGAGCAGGAUUUCUGAGAUCUCAAUGGAAGUUGCUGAAGGUGGCAUUGUUUCUGGAAUGACUCCUCAGGCUAACUUGAUUGAGCAAUGUGACUGCCCACUGGGUUAUUCUGGUUUGUCAUGCGAGUCGUGCUCUCCAGGAUUUUACAGACUACACGCCUCACAUGGAGGAAGGAUACCUAGUCAGUCCCUAGGUACCUGUGUUAUGUGUCAAUGUCAUGGGCACAGUACUAUGUGUGACCCUGAAACAUCAGUUUGUCAGAAUUGUCAGCACAAUACUGCUGGUCAGCACUGUGAGAUAUGUGCUUUGGGAUUUUAUGGCAUUGUACAAGGAUCUCCAGAGGACUGCCAGCCUUGUGCUUGUCCCCUAUCCAUUUCCAGUAACAAUUUUAGCCCUUCUUGUGUUCUGGAAGGACCUAGUGAUUAUCGGUGUACUGCAUGCCCACCUGGAUAUGAAGGCCAGUAUUGUGAAAGAUGUUCUCCUGGCUACACAGGGAAUCCACAAACCCCAGGAGGAUCCUGCCAGGAAUGUGAGUGUGAUCAAUAUGGUUCUAUGCCUGUCCCAUGUGACCCUGCCACUGGAGUGUGUACUUGCAAGCCUGGAUUCACAGGGUGGAAGUGUGCUGGCUGUGAACAUCGAUAUGCACGUGAUGGCAUGAAAUGCAUUUCUUGCGAUGAUGAAUGUACUGGACUCCUUCUUGAUGACCUGGAUCGACUAAACCAGAUGAUCAUGAGUGUUAACCUGACUGGUCCACUGCCUGCUCCAUAUAAAUUGUUGUAUAGUUUUGAGAACACCACACAGGAAUUAAAGCAUUUGCUUUCACCUCAGCGAGCACCAGAAAGACUUCUUCAGUUAGCUCAGGAAAAUCUGGAUACACUGGUGACAGAAAUGGAUGAACUACUGACAAGAGCUACCAAGGUGACAGCAGAUGGUGAGCAAACAAGGCAGGAUGCUGAGAGGACUAAUGACAGAGCAAGAUCUCUUGGACAGUUCAUGAAAAGCAUUCUCCAAGCUGCUGAAGCUGUAAAUGAAGAUGCUAUAAGACUGAAUGAAACGCUUGGAACCCCAGACAAAACCUUGGAGAAGAGUUUCCCAGAACUGCAGAGUGAGGCUGACAGAAUGGUCACAGAAAUGAGAAGUAAAAAGCUGAAUAUGCAAGAAAGAAUAGCUCAGGAUGAGUUCAAGAAUGCGGAAGAUCUUUUGAACAAAGUGAAGAAAUUAUUUGGAGAGCCCAGUGAGAAAAACGAGGAUCUCAAAAAUGAAGUUUGGGACAAGCUAGCAAACUACCACACCAAAGUUGAUGAUGCUCGAGAUCUCCUAAGAGAUGCUAUGAAAAAAAUUAGAGAGGCUAAUCAUUUAUCUGCAGUCAACCAAAAUAACAUGACCAUGGUAGAGAAAAAGAAGCAAGCUGUAGAAGAUGGCAGGAAAGGUGUUGAGAAGAGUCUGCAGGAAGGGAAUGAAAUCCUUAAUGAAGCCAACAACCUAACAAAUGAAAUCAACUUAGCUGUAGAGUACGUGGAAAGUGUUGCAGAUAAGAUACAGUCAAUGUCCGAUCAGCUGAAAGAUAAAAUAGACGAUUUAUCACAAGAAAUUCAAGACAAAAUGCUUCCAGAAAAGGUAUUACAAGCUGAGAACCAUGCAGCACAGCUGAAUGAAUCAUCUGCAGUACUGGAUGGAAUCCUUGCUGAAGCCAAAAACAUUUCUUUCAAUGCCACACUUGCUUUCAAUGCUUAUACCAACAUCAAGGAUAACAUAGAUGAAGCUGAAAAAGUUGCCAAGGAAGCCAAGGUUCUUGCAAAUGAAGCUAUGAAAGCGACAUCUGGUCCUCAAGGAUCACUGAAGGAUGAUGCCAAGAGCUCUCUUCAGAAAAGUUUCAAGGUCUUUAAUGAUGCCACGGUUCUAGAAAAUGAUGUUGAAGAACAGGAGGAUAACCUGGACAGCAUGCAGAACAGACUGAAAGAAGCUGAUGAGAAGAAUUCUAUUCUCCUGAAAACUUUGAAUGAAACCUUUGGGAAGCUCUCAGCCAUUCCUAAUGAUACAGCUGUAAAGGUACAGGCAGCUAAAGAAAAAGCAAGACAAGCCAACAAUACUGCAAAUGAUGUCCUGGCUCAGAUUAAAGACCUCAACCAGAAUCUCCUUGGCUUAAGAAACAACUACAGUAAGCUUGCAGAUGAUGUGGCAAAAACAAAUGCUGUUGUGAAGGAUCCUAUCAAGAACAAAAUAAUUGCUGAUGCGGAUUCUAGUAUAAAACACCUGGAAAAGGAGGCAGAUCGCCUACUAGAUAAACUCAAGCCAAUCAAAGAACUUCAGGAUAAUUUAGGGAAAAACAUUUCUCAGAUAAAAGAGCUGAUAAACCAAGCUCGGAAGCAAGCCAAUUCGAUCAAAGUGUCUGUGUCUUCUGGAGGCAACUGUAUUCGGACAUACAGACCAGAAAUAAAGAAAGGAACAUACAAUACCAUCAUUGUCAAUGUGAAGACUGCAGUUGCUGACAAUCUGCUUUUUUACCUUGGAAGUGCCAAGUUUACUGACUUCUUGGCCAUAGAAAUGCGGAAAGGCAAGGUGAGCUUCCUGUGGGAUGUGGGAUCUGGUGUUGGACGCGUAGAGUAUCCAGAUCUAACCAUUAAUGAUGGGUUUUGGUACCGGAUUGAAGCCUCUAGGACUGGGAAAAAUGGCACAAUAUCAGUGCGAGCUCUGGAUGGCCCCAAAGCCAGCAUUGUGCCAGCCACUUUCAGUGGUGUCUCUCCACCUGGAUAUACCAUUUUGGAUGUAGAUGCUAAUGCCCUGCUGUUUGUUGGAGGUUUAACUGGAAAAAUAAAGAAAUCAGAUGCUGUAAGAGUAACCACUUUCACAGGCUGUAUGGGCGAAACCUUCCUAGACAGCAAACCCAUAGGACUGUGGAAUUUCAGAGAUAUAGAGGGUGACUGCAAAGGGUGUGCCGUCAGCCCGCAGGUGGCAGAUGGUGAAGGAACAGUCCAGUUUGAUGGUGACAGCUAUGCUGUAGUGAGCCGCCCAAUCCGCUGGAACCCUAAUAUUUCUACAGUCAUGUUCAAAUUCAGGACCUUCUCAUCCAAUGCUCUGCUGAUGUAUCUUGCUACUGAGGACCUGAAGGAUUUCAUGAGUGUAGAACUCAGCGGUGGGCGUAUAAAAGUCAGCUAUGAUCUGGGUUCGGGUACAGCUUCUGUUAUCAGCAACCAAAAUCACAAUGAUGGCAAAUGGAAGUCUUUUACUCUAUCGAGAAUUCAAAAGCAUGCCAACAUAUCAAUUGUAGACAUAGACACCAAUGAAGAAGAGACGAUAGCAACAACCUCUACAGGCAGCCACUUUGGACUCAACUUAAAGGGGCAUGAAAAAAUAUAUUUUGGUGGACUGCCAACCCUUAGAAACUUAAGUAUGAAAGCAAGACCUGAAGUGAACUUAAAGAAAUAUUCAGGUUGCCUCAAAGAGAUAGAAAUUUCAAGGACCCCAUAUAAUAUAUUGAGUAGUCCUGAUUUUGUUGGCCUAACCAAAGGAUGCACACUGGAGAAUAUUUAUACAGUUAGUUUCCCCAAGCAAGGUUUUUUGGAAAUGCCACCUGUCUCCUUUGAUGUGGGCACAGAAAUCAACCUCUCCUUCAGCACCAAGAAUGAGUCUGGAAUCAUUUUGUUUGGCUCAAGCGGCACAGUUGUUCCCCCCAGGAGAAAGCGCAGGAACACUGGAAGGAAAACUGCCCCUUCAAAGAGAAAACGCAGACAGACUGGACAGGCUUACUAUGCAGUGUUCCUGAACAGAGGCCGAUUGGAAGUGCAUAUCUCCACUGGAAUCCAAGAUCCCCACAGGAUCACCAUCAGACCAGAAGCAGUCAAGUUUCAUGAUGGCAGAGCGCACUCUGUUAGGAUAGAAAGAUCUAAAGGGAUGUUCACUGUGCAAGUAGAUGAAGACAAAGUCCAGUCUCAGAGACUGCCAGCAGACCAGCCCAUCUCUGUUAGGAAACUCUUUGUUGGGGGUACAUCUUCUGAGUUUCACACCGUGCCUCUCAGAAACAUACCACCAUUCGAGGGCUGUAUAUGGAAUCUCGUCAUUAAUGCCACCCCCAUGGACUUUGCUGAACAUGUGGCCUUUGAAAAUGCAGAUAUUGGCCAAUGUCCCUUUUUGGAACCAGAGGCCAGGCCACCUGAAGAAGAAGAUAAACCAGUUCAUUCAACAGUCCUGAUCCAACCUGAGCCAGACAGAGAGAAGGAAACAGCAGAGACAUAUCCUGCUGGAGCUUCUCCAUCUCCUCCAACAUCUAUAUCUUCCCCAUUUGACUCACUUGCUGCUGAAAUGAAGAGCGCCGGCAUUACAACUGACCCCAUGACGGACUCCUGCGCUGCCGACACAGAACCAAGCAUUUUGGAAGGUGGCAAGCAUUUUGGUCUUUCAAGGAACAGCCACAUUGCUGUUGCAUUUGAUGACACCAAAGUGAAAAACAGACUUACAAUUGAAUUUGAAGUCCGAACAAUGGCUGACUCUGGCUUGCUGUUUUAUAUGGCCCGCAUCAACCAUGCUGAUUUUGCUACAGUUCAGAUAAAGAGUGGACUGCCUUACUUCAGCUAUGAUCUGGGAAGUGGAGACACCAACACAAUGAUUCCCAAUAAAAUAAAUGAUGGCCAGUGGCACAAGAUAAAAGUCAUUCGAACCAAGCAAGAAGGAAACCUCAUUGUAGAUGGUGUUUCAAACAGGACUGUUAGCCCAAAAAAGGCUGAUAUAUUGGAUGUUGUGGGAAUGCUCUAUGUUGGUGGGCUGCCUGUAAACUACACAACAAGAAGAAUUGGUCCUGUCACCUAUAGCAUUGAUGGCUGCAUCAGAAAUUUUAAGAUGACAGAAUCACCAGUUGACCUGGAUAACCCAACUUCAAGCUUCAGUGUUGGAAAAUGCUUUGUCGCUGCUCAGAAAGGAACGUACUUCGAUGGAACAGGCUUUGCCAAAACAGUUGGUGCAUACAAGGUAGGAACAGAUCUGCUUGUGGAAUUUGAAUUCCGCACAACACGAAUGAAUGGUGUGCUUCUAGGAGUCAGCAGCCAGAAAAUGGAUGGACUUGGCAUCGAAUUAGUGGAUGGAAAAGUGAUGUUUCACGUUGACAAUGGUGCAGGCCGAUUCUCUGCUGUCUAUGAGCCUGAUGCACCAGCCAGCUUGUGUGAUGGGCAGUGGCACAAGGUUGUUGCAAACAAGAUCAAGCACCGUUUAGAGCUGACUGUGGAUGACAGACAGGUGAAUGGUAACAGCCCAAACAGGGCCUCAACCUCAGCAGACACUAAUGACCCCAUCUUUGUAGGAGGAUAUCCCGAUGGUGUGACUCAGUUUGGAUUGACUACUAAUAUUCGUUUCAAAGGAUGCAUUCGAUCUCUGAAGCUCACCAAGGGUACUGCCAAACCUCAAGAGAUUAACUUCAGCAAAGCUCUGGAGCUGAAGGGUGUUCAGGUGUCAUGCCCUGCAAGCUAACUGUCAUUCAGCUCAUGUGGGCCUGUUCAUAUAAGCAUUUCAGACUAAAAACAUAAAACCAACAAACAAAAAAAACCCUAUAUAUACAUUGCAUUCAUAAUAAAAUGCCUUCAUGCAAAUA